CCCAGCGUCAUGGAGUGGCUCAGGGACAUUCUCGGGCUGGGCGAGUUCAUCGCCGGGAAAAGCUUGGUGCUGAACGAAGUGCUCUUGGAGAACUCGCGCCUCGCGAACAUCGAUUUCGCGCUCCUCGAGCUGUCGCCCGAAGAGUGGUUUACGUACGGCGCAGAAGACGAGGAAAUGUACCAAAUAGCACCAGCGAGCAGCGCUUCAAGUACAACAAAACAGCGAGGUUCCAUUGACGUGGCACGCAGAUUACGAGGAGAAUACAUCCUAGCAGCACUGCAGCGCGUGCUGCUGUCCGACUACGGCAUUAUUUCCAGACCCGAGGCCCUCUUGUCCGGCUUGCCGAUCGACAGUCUGCAGCAUACCGACCCAACGCUGAUCGCGAGCAUUUUCCGCACAGCGAUGCAAACCGGGGGACUGCGGGUGGAUGUGUCUGCGGUCGCGGAACUGUUUCCGCUGCGGAUCUUCUUGCACACGGAGCUAGGCGACCACUCCCGCAUACUGUGGGGCGAUAACGAGCUCAGAAGGAGCCUGGUCGGCGUUCUGCUUGCGCAGCUCGCUAAGGAGGAAAAGCUGACCAGCUUCCUGGAUGUCCUGGCUGAGGAGCAGCAGCGAGGACUAGCGGAGUUCCUUGCGGGAGAAGCGUCGCCGCAGGUAUCAACGCGCGAAGUGGGCGCACUUUGCUAACUCUCUUCGAUGAACAUAGAUGAGCGCACGCAGUCGCUUGCGUCGUGGUAGUUGACGUCCCCGCGCAUGUGUUGCCAGAAGCAAAGGGCGAUAUCGCUACUCCAGAAGCAAAAACAUAAUGUUGCGGCUUUGAUUUUGAAUGCGAAUCUGAAUCCAAAUCAUAUCAACAGCUUCCCCCGCAGCCAUGGCGUAUGUACAAGAAGGGACGGCCGGGAACCUGGUGCCUCGUGGAAGCCGCGUUCGGUAUGCACAUCACCGAGCAAUCUCCUGCCGCGUUCUGGGGUGUGAGCGCUGGAACAGAUUUGCCCGCAGUUGCCGAGCUGUGCAGCAGGGGUUGGACGGAGCUGCGUCGGCUGUUUCCUGCGUUGGGCAAUAUGCACAGCAAACUCUGUCUGGAACUUCUCAGAACACGGCCAUGGAAGAGAUAUAAAGUAUGGCGGCAACUGCUCGUUGGCCAUCUGGCGACGCGUCACUCUUCGCCAUGGUUUAUGGUGGCAGUACGUUUUGCAUUUUUUCGUUGAUAGGACCUGAAGCUCACAAAGAAGAAGCAGAAGUUGAAGUCAAGGAGGUUGGCUUCAACAUUUGUAUUUGACCCUUGCGAAUCUGAAUACUUCUAAACAAUUGAGAUUUAUUAGAAGUAGAUACAACAGCGUGUGGAGUGUAGUUUUGAGGUAACAUAGUAGUUAGGACACAAACAUAAUUUCACUGCUGACUCUGACAACUCCGCUUCAUGUUGAUUCUUUUUACCACUCAAUUUCCACCCGAGAAGGCACGAAAAACAGAUACGAUGGCCCGUCUUUCUGAGUAGCAUUGUUUCCCGAUUGAUAAAGCGGGUCGAAGGAAAGGCCGUGAUGGGAGGGCCGCUUCCGCCACCUGACGGGCUCUGGAGACACGAAGACCUACCCCUCGACUAUGAGUCCUACGCCGACUGGUUGUGGUUGUUAGGGACACUAACGCAACUUCUAUCCUGCGCAAAAGUAUCGCAGUACUGAUCGUAAUCGCAUGGAAAAUUUUCUGUAAUGCGGAUCUACCAUGAGGCUGAGGACGAGAUUUGUAAUGCGUGAAUUAGUUAGAAGUUUUACUACGAGUGCGAUGCUUCUGCAACGCAUAAGUGCUGGACCGCGUCUAUUGUACCAGCCUGGCCUUCACGGUGAUUGCCGACUUCAUCGACGCGCAGCAGAUUACCCACGCCGGCUUCGAUGCAGCUGCUCGGCGGAUCGCGGCCCUCCGGUCUACACUUCUGCUGGAGGGAUCCCCAAGCGCCGCGCCCCGAGCGCUCCUGCGUGGUGUCAAGUUUCUAGAGAAGGUCGGCAUGGACAAAGUAUUACGCAUUGCAAAAGUACUCUUGCGUCAUGGCAGCCGCGGUAGAAGUAUGAUUGACAUUGAUUGGAUAGGAAAAAAAAAAUGAAUAAAAAAGAACUGGGCGAUUGCUGCCGUGAAAAAGCGAAAAGAAUCUGCAAUAAUGUGAAUUAAGUAACCUGAGACGAAGCGAAACUUGUCAUGCAUCAUUGCUACUGGUAGUACGAAGACGUUGAAGACGAAACGCAUACGAUAGUUUUGCAGUGGAUAGGUCUACGACCAGUGCAUCGAGCAGAGGCAUCAAGCGCAGGAAGGCUAUCCCAGACAAGAACUGCGUUACUGCAACUUUAUCGAUUUGUCGUUGAGCAGACACAGAAAAGGCUGAUUCUUUUCAUGCGUGGUAGUGGAACCUGAACAACAAAUUAUCAGAUUUCAGAAAUCUGAAAGAACCGACAUGAUGGAAUUACGAAUAUGUCUUUUGAUGCGGCAUAGUUCUAUGUUUUAUUUUGUUGACAGGACAUGUGUAGUGUGAACGUCAAUGUGCCCGGGCAGGGUCUGCUGCAUUGCACAUGCAUGCACGCUUACGCUAGCGCAGUUUUUUUCUUGGAUAAAAGUGUCGCGUCGUCCGGGAUGCUGGAGCCACCGUCGACUUCCUCGUCGGGCAGCAGCGGCCUCGACGGCCACCAGGACCCUGUGGAACGUGUGCAGUCCUCGUAUUAUAUGCAAAUAUGUUGCUUGGCACGGAGUACUCUCGCGCAGCCGCCCCUCCAAAUCUAAAUCGAAAUCCAUAUUACUCUGCGGUGUCUCAGCAUCACAAAACCACCUGCGGAGGUGGCUUUUGGUUGGCGAUACCUAUCCUGCAUGAGAGCGAUGCAGAAAGUGCGUGCGUGCGUGCUUUUCGACACAUCGACAAACAUACAGAUUUGAUAUCGUAUUGAUUUUUGUGCGACUGGCAGCAAGCAUCCCAACCCUGCAUUGUAAUUUCCAUUUCGGACCCCAAGUUAAAAGAUAUUUGCAAUGCAUACAGUAGUCCUUCCUCCUAAGUGGCGCGACAUUGUUUCCAGUUUCCGCCACGUCCUGCUUUGCGGUCGCGCUGGCACCCUGGGGGAGACAAAAGCCGACCGGCACGCAUUUUUGAGCGACCAAGUUAUCCAGUGCAAACACGUCUUGGUCUGGAACACUACACAGAGGCUUGUGAUGCAGAUUGCUUCUCCGCAUGACCCAAAACAUUUGGAAUUCUCACGGAAUUUUCGUUCAGAAGGCUCGGCAGUGCCUCGCGGGCCGCUGGAUGAAAAAUUCCGAAAGGAAAAAGCCUUCAGCUUUGGGUGCUCAUGCAGUGUACUUGCUCUUGUAUACUCCCAGUGGACACACUAUCACCAUCUCGGAAACUUACAGACCCAGAUAUCUUUGCUAUGGAUACAAACUACAAAGCCUCAACUCGGACACAAACCCGUGGAAGCAGUACUCAUCGAAGUAGAACGAGACUUCGAGGUUGCAUUCGACGCGUUGCCCUCCGCUACAUCUUCUGGCCGUCUUGUGCAGCCCGGCGCAUCAAGCGGCGACGAGUCCCGAGUUUCCGGCGGCAGUCAGGAGGCGACGACGAAGAGGCAAAAAAUGGACGAGGGCGAAUAGUUAUGCAUUGCAAAAGCAUCGCGCUAGUAAUAUUUGCAUCGCGACACAUUUAGGUCUGCGUGACGCAUGAUGUUUGUCACGCUGAUUAACAUUGGCAUUGGGAUGAAGAUUUGCAAAUGGCGCAUGAUUGCGAUUACGACGAGUAGAGAUGCUUUUGUCAUGCAUAAAAGUCGGGUUGCUGUUUCAGAAUAGAAAGAGCAAAAAAUGUUUCUCUUCUAGAUUCAGUUUUUGUGUUCGAGGGCUGCGUAAAGAUUGAAUACGACAAGCACAAGUCGUUGCGUGGUUACAAGUACAACAUUUAAUUUUAUUAUUUAGUGAGUGCAAAACGUCGAAAUCCAAAUCAAAUCAAGUGUCAGAGAAGCAGAAAAGUAUAAUUUUGAAAAGACAGGAUUAAAAACAAACGAAGUGGUGAGUCUCUUGUUGAAACCCAUUCAUUGAGGACCGGCGGAUGAACGUCUUCAAACCCGCGAUGAAAAUAGCAGCACAAUUUUUACGGAUCAGAAUUAAUACCUACGAAAAAAGAUAAAAUUAGGAAAAUGGGUAAAUGAGUAAGAGGGUAUAGCAAGAUCAGCAAUUUUUAUAGAGAAACAGAAGUAGUUAGACGCACGAGGCAACUGCGAGUAUUCAUUGCCAUUGGAUCCCGCUGCUUUUUCGGGCUUAGAAGAAAUUAUGGGUAGCAAAUACUGACGAGGUUGAUGAUAAGAUUCGCUUGGUGACAAUGAAGAACGAGCUAAAAGGAGAAGUAAGGAAUUCCAAGCCGCGGACCAAUCAGAAAAUUCACUUUACCCAUAUGUAGUUGUAGUAGGACUGAACUCAAGAAGGGCUUGAUUAUCUUCAUGAGACGAAAACACUGAGUUGACGGUGACGAGCUAAUAUCACAUGUAGAAAAUGUAAAUGAAGGCUCAAGUAGUUGAUGCGAGUAAAAGUCAAGGCGCUGCUUUGCAGUUGAAGUUGUUCCGGA
Messenger RNA from Amoebophrya sp. A120, 4579 nucleotides. The record is from the annotation of a GenBank genome assembly. NCBI's taxonomy places the organism in Eukaryota, Dinophyceae, Syndiniales, Amoebophryaceae.